Molecule: messenger RNA, 3088 nt
Organism: Suillus clintonianus
Lineage: Eukaryota; Fungi; Basidiomycota; Agaricomycetes; Boletales; Suillaceae
Product: replication factor RFC1 C terminal domain-containing protein
Exons: 20
Coding region: 1-2835 (944 amino acids)
Biological process (GO): DNA replication; DNA repair
Cellular component (GO): nucleus; DNA replication factor C complex
Molecular function (GO): ATP binding; ATP hydrolysis activity; DNA binding
Source: RefSeq, a predicted model, not a curated record
AUGGCACCCGCUAAGCCCUCAAAGACCGUUGCAGCGACAGGGAAAGACCUUCGCUCUUUCUUCGGUGGUGUUGGAGGAGAUAAUACCCACAAGGCAAGGACAAAGUCCGACCGUACGAUGAUGAUCGACAGUGACGAUAUCCCACCGAAAAAGAGUCUCAAGCGCAAAAACAUCGUUGUCAUCUCGACCGACGAGGAGGGCGAAUUGGUCGCGUCGCCGCCAAAGAAGAAGGCAGCCGUCGCUGCGAAAUCUGCACCGAAAGUAGUUGCCUCGGCUUCAACCUCAAAAGUGGCUACACCGAAAGCAGUCGCGUCAGUGGUUGCGUCAGCAUCGACCAAGGCCAAAGCGAACGGAAAGGCGCCUAUCAAAUCGAGGAAAUCGAAGGAAGAUGAGUUCGUGGUGAACUCCUCCGAGGAAAAAGCAGAGGAGAGUGAGGACGACUAUGAGGACGAGGAAGACGUCAAGCCUGAGAAGAAGGGCAAGACUAAGCCUCCCCCGAGGGCAAAACCGCCCCCCAAGAAACGUUCCCCGCAGAAAGCGAAGGCAACAGGCACAGGCAAGGCUAAAGCAGAGGAUGCAGAGCCGCCUUCCAAAACCUUCAAGUAUGCAAACUCUCACUGGGCUGCUGCAAAAGCCGCGAAAUUGGCUGGUCCGUCUGCUCCGGGUUCGAAACAGGUCCCUCAGCCCAAGUCGCCCAACUGUCUCGAGGGACUAGCCUUUGUUUUCACUGGCGAGCUCAGCAGUUUCUCCCGAGACGAAGCAACAGACUUAGCAAAGCGAUUUGGAGGGCGUGUCGUAUUGCAACCUUCAUCAAGAACGUCGUUUGUCGUCCUAGGCGAGAAUGCCGGUCCUUCGAAGCUUAACGCAAUCAACAAACACCGACUCAAGACGCUUUCUGAGGACGAGUUCCUUAAUCUAAUCGCUACUCGCGAAGGACCAGGUGGUGGGGAGCUAGACGAGAAAACGAAGAAGAAGGUGGCUAAGGAGCAAGAAACGAUCAAACAGGCAGCAAAGGAGCUCGAACGGAGGGAGAAACAAGCAUCAAAGGACGCCGAUAAAUUUGGCAGUUCCAAAACUGAUGUCUCCAGCCAGCUGUGGACAACGAGAUACGCUCCUCAGUCGUUAAAGGAAAUCUGCGGUAAUAAAGGCCAGGUGGAGAAACUCCAACUGUGGCUUCACGACUGGUCAGAUAGCCUCAAAUGUGGUUUCAAAAAACCGGGGAAAAACGCUAUGAACGUCUAUCGCGCAGUGAUGAUCACUGGCCCACCUGGUAUUGGCAAGACUACCAGUGCGCACCUUUGCGCCAAGCUCGAAGGGUUCACGCCUAUCGAGCUCAAUGCAAGCGAUGCGCGCAGCAAAAAGCUGGUUGAGAGCGGCAUGAACAUCAGCAACCUGUCGUUAGACGGGUGGAUGGGCGGAAAUGAUGCGACAAACGCAGCAGGAGUCAGAAUCACCGACAAGACGUGUCUCAUCAUGGACGAAGUCGAUGGCAUGUCCGCUGGCGACAGGGGUGGUGUCGGCGCUCUCAACGCCUUGAUCAAGAAGACGAAAAUCCCCAUCAUCUGUAUCGCUAAUGAUAGAGGUGCCCAGAAGCUGAAGCCACUCAUCGCAAAUACUUUUGGCAUGACGUUUAGACGCCCCGAGGCCCAAGCUGUCCGAUCACGCAUAAUGUCGAUCGCAUACAAGGAGAAGAUGAAGAUCCCCGCGAAUGUCAUCGAUCAGCUUAUUACUGGAUCCCAGUCGGAUAUUCGACAGGUUUUGAAUAUGCUAUCUACAUGGCGACUAUCCAGUAGUAGCAUGGACUUCGACGAAGCGAAGAAUCUUGCAAAAAUCAACGAAAAAUACACCAUCUUGACGCCUUUCGACGUGACAUACAAAAUCCUUGGUCCGUACGCGUUUGGCCCGAACGCUCGAGAGACACUAGGCGACAAGAUGGAAUUGUACUUCCACGACCAUUCCUUUGUCCCGCUCUUCAUUCAAGAAAAUUAUUUGAAGACUCAACCUGUCAAGGCACGGAACCUCGAAGGACCACCGAAAAUGUUGAAGCAACUCGAGCUGAUGGAUCAAGCCGCGUCUUCCAUAUCUGACGCUGAUCUUGUCGAUGCUCUGAUUCACGGGCCGGAACAGCACUGGUCGUUAAUGCCGUUACAUGCAGUCUGUUCGAUGGUACGACCUGCCUCAUUCUUGUUCGGUGCAGGCGGCGGAUACGGCGGCCAAAACCCAAUGACGUUCCCUCAGUGGCUAGGUCAAAAUUCGAAACAGAACAAGCUCAGUCGACAACUGGGAGACGUACAGGUCCGAAUGCGUCUCAGAGUCUCGGGAGACAAAUCCGAGAUCCGACAGUCGUACAUCCCUGCACUAUACCCACACGUCGUCAAGCCAUUGAUCGACCGGGGCGCGGCCGCUGUCGAUGACGUCAUUGAACGGAUGGACGAGUACUACCUUUCCCGUGAAGAUUGGGACACUGUCGUCGAGCUUGGGGUGGACGCGCAGAAAGACGAUGUUGUUAACAAGCUCAUCAAACCCGCAACAAAGACAUCGUUUACGAAAAAGUAUAACAGCACGGAUCAUCCCAUACCAUUCCAUAAAGCAACGGACCUCGGGAAAGUCCCCAAGAAACUCGCAGGAGGUCCAGCGCCUGAUCUAGAAGACGUCUUUGAUUUGGACGAUGAAGUCGUCGAUGCUUCUGAUGACGAGAAGAAGGUAAAGGAUGAGGACGAGGUCGCUGCUGACAAGCUGUUCCAGGCUAGUAAGCCCAAGACUCAGAGUCAGAAGGGUAAGACGACUACGAUCACGGGGAAGGUCAAAAGCAAGAAGGCCCAGAAUUUUAUGUGAUUUAUCUCUUUUUUUUUUUUAACCGUGGACAAAGGGUUGCUUUCGCUUUUCUCUGGGGCCGUAAGUGAGUGCUGUUCCUCUUACGGUCAAUGUUGCUUGCUUUGCAUCGACUUAGGCAUAUGUGCCACAGCACCUGGCACCAGUGAUUUCGAUACUCCUUUGGAUGCUGGUGGCCAGGACUAUGCCACUUAGAUUUAGAGGCCAUCAGAAGGAGCUUGAAGCAACUCGCAUCUUAACCUGAGCCUUCAGCAAU